AUGAAGGCAGAGGAAGUGACAUUGCGCCCUGACCUGAAGGAGCUGGUGGGGACCGGAGAGGAGGCGUCCAAUGGGACGCGGUGGAUCGAGGUGCGCGGGGCCGUCUCGGAAGCCUUCUGUGCCUGCGUGGAGGGCCGUUUCCUCAACCAGGGCCGCUGUGAGACGUGCCAGGAGGGCGCGCGGUGCUUGGGGCACACUGGCCUGACGCUCGACCCGGGCUACUUUGCUUUUCCCGAAAACCCCGGCCACGUCUACCGCUGCUUCGGCAACGGCCGCCGCUGCCCCGGGGGCUUGCCCGGCAGCUGCGCACCCGGCCGCCGGAACAGCAGCCUGACCUGCGCCGAGUGCUUGCCUGGGUUCUUGCCGCAGGCAGAUGGCGCGUGCCGAGUGUGCGCGGCGUCGGACUUUGCUGUCGUUUGCUUCCUUUGCCUGUUCGGGCUUGGAUGCGUGGGAUGUGCGCAUGCAGCUUUGAUUGCAGAGGAGCAAGCAGCCGGUCACGGCAGGCAACGUGGUAGCCUGUUAAACGCAGGCUUGGGCUUCAACCAGCUGCUUACCUGUGCCCAGAUUUUUGGCAUCUUACGCCGGCUGCGCAUUCCCUGGCAGGCCUCGUGUCAUCAUUUGGCUUUCUUCAAUUGCGCAACGAUUUCAAAGCUUGUUGGUAACUACUCUGUGUCUGUCUCAGGGUCUCAGGUUCUCUCUCUCUCCCUCUCUUUCUCUCUCUCCCCUUUGUCGCUGGUGCUCUCGCACGCUCUCGCGCGCUGUCGCCUCGCUCUCUCUCGCUCUCUCUCGCUCUCUCUCGCUCUCUCGCUCUCUCUCGCUCUCUCUCGCUCUCUCUCGCUUUCUCUCGCUCUCUGUCGCUCUCUCUCGCUCUCUCUCGCUCUCUCGCUCUCUCGCUCUCUCGCUCUCUCGGUGCAGCUUGGGCUGGGCCAUAGCGGGAUGCAGUCACGGGCAGUAUCAGUGGCUUAUCAUCUCGUUCUUUGUGCUUCUGCUGGCUUAGCAUUGUCGGCUCAGGAGCCCUUCUUGUUGAUGUUGAAGGCAUCGGAGUACCUCGCGCUGGAUGUGGCGGUGUCGUCAUUCAGCUCAAUCCAGUGUGUCCUCCCAACGACUGCUUUAGCAGAGUACGUGUCGGCCGCGCUAUUGCUACCUAUGGCCGUCACCUUCGCCUUGCUGCUCGUGCACUUUGCCUACAUUUGCUGGAUGCGGGGUGGCCCACGGCUUGAUUUGCUGGGGAAGACCUUCGGCUCCUUCUCCAUGCUUUUUCUGAUCUCAAUUAUGUCCUCGAUCCUGGAACCGUUUUAUUGCAACUUCCAUCCAGGUGGUGCUCGAACCAUGCAGUCACGCCAUGAUGUGAUCUGCAACUACCGUGGUGACCAUUUACAAAUCUGCAUUGUGGCUUGGGUCCUAUGCCUGCUCCCCUUGGCCUUUCUAGCCAUUUGCAUCCGAAUUGUUUUUGUGGAUUUGCCAAAGCGAAUUCACAGGGCUGACGUGGACUUUGUGAUUGCCUGUUCCUUCCUCAUUAUGAGAUCUCGGCCCGGGAUGGAGGCCUUCCUGGUCGUUGUCCUGGUUCGCAACGUCCUCAUGACUUUGUCGCCUUUGAUCACGUCACAGGCAGGCAGCUUGCUGAUGAUUUGCACGUCGCUUUACGUCACCUUGUGUGGGACAGCCUACUGGCAGCCGUGGCGCACGCAGCUGGCCACCUACACAGAUGUGAUGUUGCAUGCGGGACUGCUGCUGGUUCUGGACAUGGGCAAGUUCUACACUCCUAUGGAGGAGGGCCAGGUUCUGAUGGUUAUCUGUGUUGUGGCUGCUGGGCUGAUGUUCUCCGUGAGCCUCGUGAUUGUGCUCGCUGCUGCUCAGCGCCAGUGUUCAAAGCGGCACUUCCGCUUCUUUCUCAGCUACCAUUCCGAAACGGGGAAUUUUGCCCGGCUGCUCAAGCUGGAGCUCGAGAGGCAUGGCUUCCAAACCUUCAUCGCUUUGGACGAGGACCUCGAUCGGCACGCCCGCAUUGCGCGGGUGGCGCGGGACGUCGACACGGUGGUGUGUCUUGGAAGCCGUGGCUUUCUGGCAAGUGCAUGGCGGGUAGGCGAGUUGGUGGCGGCCAAGGUGCAUGGUGUGAAAGUCGUGUUCCUCUGCCUUCCCAAUUUCGUCAUGCCUGACAAGCAGUUCAUUGAAGCUUACGAGACGUUAGUGCCCCGCAUCAACGAGCUUGCUACUCAUGCAAUUGCUCUCGAACAGAUUCAAGAGACACUCGUCUGGCUGAGUUCUGUUGAACGCUUUGACAUCCUAGAUUGUACAGAUCCGGAGAUCUUCACGAGCACUGUCUCUUGGCUGGUCGACAGCGACGUAAAGCGUCGCUCUGCUGUGGAGGUCAAUCGAGACGUCAGUCGACAUGUCAGUGUUGACAGGACCGCAAAAACCGUCUAUCUCAUCAUGGCGGACACGACGCAAAUGGAAGCCCAGGCGGCCGCCUACACCCUCACCAUUAUGCUCGCUGCCAAGAUGAGGGAGCUGUCGCUCAAAGGCUCUUUGCGUGUAAUGCGGUCUGGGGACAUGGCCGACUGCUGCUCUGCAAGUGAGACGGCGACUGCACUUCUGCUGUGCACGUCGGGUUGCCUGGAGUCACGGCAGAUUGUCACGUGGCUGCUGCAGCUGAGCCUCCUGCGUUCCAGCUUCGUCCUGCCUGUGGUCACGGAGGACUCUUUUCAGAUCCCUUCGCAAGGCUUCGAGCUCAUGCAUUCGAAGCACUUAGAUGGCUUCGACAGGGCGCGCUAUGCGUGUGUCCUGGAGGCAGUUUUUCACGAGAUUUCUGUGCCCUUCACGCCCAGGAGCUCAUCCGGAAGGAAGGCAAUUAGGUCGGUCAUGUGGUGUGCUUUAGGCGGGCAUUAG
Messenger RNA from Symbiodinium natans, 2886 nucleotides. Lineage: Eukaryota; Dinophyceae; Suessiales; Symbiodiniaceae. The record is from the annotation of a GenBank genome assembly.